Molecule: messenger RNA, 1114 nt
Organism: Moneuplotes crassus
Lineage: Eukaryota; Ciliophora; Spirotrichea; Euplotida; Euplotidae
Source: the annotation of a GenBank genome assembly
AAUAAUCCAUUAUGGAAUUUGCUUGCAAUCAGUGCCAGAUCUGAUGAAUAGGGCAAGAAUAUUGAGGAACAGAGCAGGAGUGCCAAAAUAGCCUCUUUAUCGAUUCACCUCACCGGAAUUUGGAGCCGAAUAACGCAGCUCGAAUAUAGCUUUUGUGGUCCUAAUGGCACUAUUUAUGAUCGGCUCUAUUGGAAGUUUUGUUGUCAUCUGUACCAUUAGGUAUAUUAAAGGCCAAAACCGAGUCAAAAAGAACGAAAUUUUAAAUAGAAUUAUGGAAAUAGACAAAAGACGCCUCGAGAAAAAAUUGAAAAGCGGAAUUACCAUAGGCAUCGAAGUGCCGAAAUAUAUCCCAUGUAAAACAGCAGCAAUUCGGAAAGAAUACGUUCAAGAUUUCACCCCUGAAGAGCUAGAGCAGUUUAAAAGUGAUAUCUUACCUGAACACCAUAUUAAAUAAAGUUUAUCGAGCCAAGCAUAAUGAUGAGUCAAAGUUGCUAAACCAAGAAGAGUGACAUGGGUUUGAAAUCCCUAACAAAAACCACUCAUUAUUUCCUAACUUGAGUAAGAAUGUGAUAGAUGAUAGUGCAUACCUUAAUUACCCGAGUAAGGCUCCAGAACAGUUAAUCUACGUACAUGACUUUACUGAUAAUAAGAUUCCUAAAAUGUUUAGGAAGAUCCUUCUGGGAGAGAUUGGCAUUAACAGCUGUGACUCAAAUUCUAUUAAUGACGAUAUGAGUGAGGAUAACCGGUCCUUGCUACAUAAGAGCAAGGAAAAUAUUAAGAAAAAGAAACUCAAAGUUGUGGUGAAGAAGAAGAGGAAAAAGAAUGUCAAGAAAAGGAAGAAAAUCCCUAGUCCUGACUUGAUGUUACGAUCGUCUAAGGAUAUUAAAGGGCCAGCUAAAAAGAUAAUUGACUUAGCUAAUUCUGAGUCACUUCGAGAGGAGACUCCACCCUUAAUGGACAAAAAUAAUAGCAUCGAAAAUGAUGCAGAUUAUCUCAUGGGGAGUUUUACUGACUCGAAGGAGAGACUUAGUAAGGCUGAUAAGAUGAGUAAAGAUGAUAACCAAAUCCAUGUUUUUGAAGAGCUUGGAGAGCAAGACCAAGAAUAAUUUAAUUU